AGUGAAGAAGGUGAAAAUGAUUUUCCACCACCAACACCACUUUCAGCCACUGCUAGUUUUGAUUUUGACGAAAUGCCGUGGUUUCCGAAAAAGAUUUCCGAACUGGACAUGGCUCAAAAUGUGCUUAUGUAUGGCAGUGACCUGGACGCUGAUCAUCCAGGGUUUAAGGAUCCGAUUUAUAGAAAACGUCGAGAACACUUUUACAAAAUUGCCAUGAACUACAAACAUGGACAACCUAUACCUAAAGUAAAAUAUACGCCAGAAGAAAUCAAAACUUGGGGAACAGUUUUGCGUGAACUUCACAAACUGUACGAGAAACACGCUUGCAAAGAGUACUUGGAAAAUUGGCCUCAGCUGGUAAAGUACUGCGGUUACAGAGAAGAUAACAUUCCGCAACUGCAAGACGUCAGCGCCUUUCUAAAACGAAAAACUGGAUUUCAACUGAGACCGGUCGGAGGUUACUUAAGCGCCAGAGACUUUUUGGCGGGCCUAGCUUUCAGGGUGUUCCAUUGCACGCAAUAUAUAAGGCAUUCCAUUGAUCCUUUUUAUACUCCAGAACCAGAUUGCUGUCACGAGCUACUGGGUCAUAUGCCAUUACUAGCAAAUCCGAGUUUCGCACAGUUCUCACAAGAACUAGGACUAGCUUCUUUGGGAGCCUGUCAAGAGGAUAUUGAUAGAUUGGCGACGCUCUAUUUUUUCACCGUCGAAUUCGGAAUGGCGAAACAAGAUGGCGACCUAAAGGUGUACGGGGCGGGUUUGCUCAGUUCAGUAGCGGAAUUGAAGCACGCUAUAGCUUCGAGUGAUAAAGUUAAACGUUUCGACCCCGACCUCACAUGCCAGCAGGAAUGUAUUAUCACCGACUACCAAUUGGGAUACUGGUACACUGAUUCGUUUGAAGAAGCUAAAGAAAAAAUGAGGACUUUCGCUGAACAAAUAAAACGGCCGUUCGGCAUCAGAUACAAUCCAUAUACUCAGAGUGUGGAGGUUUUGAGCAAUGAAAAAAAAAUUACGGCUUUGGUUUCUGAGCUGAGAGGCGAUUUAUGUAUAGUGAACAGUGCCCUCAAGAAAAUCAGCGCAAGAGAUUCCACGCUGGAUAUGAACAGAAUAGCGUCCCUUCUCCAGAAAGGACUGAUCACGGAAAAUAACGGUGGAACGACGAACAACGAAAAUCAAAAAGAUAAUAACUAA
Psylliodes chrysocephalus is the source of this 1188-nucleotide messenger RNA. NCBI's taxonomy places the organism in Eukaryota, Metazoa, Arthropoda, Insecta, Coleoptera, Chrysomelidae. The record is from the annotation of a GenBank genome assembly.